CUUCCAUCUAUGAUCCAACCCAAAUUUCGCGAACACGAAUUGUGCCAGUUAUCCGAAACCUGUUGGACUAUUUGGACUUCUUAUGAUUAAUUAAAAAGUUUUUAACGAUAUCUCUCAGUCUGUGCAUUAAAAAUCAAUACAACAGGAAUUUUUGUCCAACUAUUUCGAUUCUAAUUUUGUAUUCCCCAUCGAAGAGUUUAUUUUUGUACUUUAUUUACAACAAAACUGCAUCAUAAAACAGAAGUGUUUAUGCUGUUCCGUGAUCGAGAGUCCAGUGAAAAAUAGUUUCAGUUUUUAACCCAUGGGAAAGACACAUGAAGUAGUUUUGAAUUUGCAGAGAUCUUCCCCCGACGAGCAAUGGGGUUUCAGUUUGGUCGGAGGGGCCGACGUUAAAACGCCACUUAUUGUAACCAGAGUGGGGUUCGGAUCACCCGUAGAGGGUGUUCUUCACAGGGGUGAUAUCAUCACCAAAGUUGGAAACUAUGAUUCAAGGGACAUUCGCCACCAAGAUGCACAAAAUCUGUUUAAAGGUGGCAACAACAUUCGAGUGGUAGUACAAAGAGAAAAUGCCCCUAGGAGCACAGGUUCCUCAAGGACAAGCUCGCACAACUACAGCCCGCUGUCAGUAUCUCCACAUUUAUCACCUAAAGGAUCCAUUCCUUCGGGAUACAGUCCGGGAGGAUCAGCUCUAACGCCAAUGUAUUCUUCGCCCCUAACUCCCAUCGACAACAAUUAUUUUGAAACUUACGAAUAUGAACCGAAUAGAAAAGAUAACAGUCAACAAGAAGUUCACGUCACAAACCAGCCGUACCGUACUACCCCUCUAGUACUUCCCGGUGCCAAAGUGAAACGUGACCAAGGGCCUACGGAAAGUUACCUUCGUCAUCAUCCAAACCCUUCAGUACGAGCACCCCCACACCAUAUGGAUUCUGACUAUGCUUUAAGACAAAAGGUUGCAUCCUCGGUGUUAGAAAGAAUUUCAAUUGGCGAUCCAAAUAAACAGCUUGUACACAAACAAUUCAAUUCUCCAUUAAACUUGUACAGUGAACCAAAUCUAGUCGACACCAUUCAUAAACAGACGGGAGUAAAAGCACAACCCCGUAGACAAGUGAAAUUCAACCCAUCUGAAAGUGAGACAUACAAGGCCCUUCAAGAAGAAGAACUAGGUGAUUAUGUCCAAGAAGUAAACGUUCCUCCUCAAAGUAGAGUUUACGCCCCGAACAAAUCGAUUCCUGGAAAGAAACCUAUACUAGUGGUGAAUCAGAACCCUCAAUAUACUAGCGCACUUGGUAAUGAUCCUGAGGUAAUCCAGCAAAGCGGAUCUUUCAAGAGGUUGAUGUGGAGCGUCAUGCCUGGCAGCCAAUACUAAAUCUCUUUAAAAUCAAAAGUCUGGUAACAAAAACGUUCACCGUGAAAUAUGCCUGACAUCUAGGAUAUAUCACAGAUGAAUAUCAAAAAUAUUCCUUAAAAUUAUUGGUGGAUACCUGUCAAAUUAUCAGCCAUAUUGCAAACACGUAAGGCCAUCUUUGAUAUCCAUGGUUAGAUGAAAUUGAUAGGUAUUAAGCCUUUUUAAUACUUAACUGCUUUAUUUAUUUUAUUUAUUGUAAGAACAUCGAUUUAUUUGCAGCAGCAAAUAUUAUCCGAUUUGUCGUCGUUUUAUUUCGUUGUUAAUUUUGUUUGAAACGAGUUCUUUGAACGAGUGUAAUCUAGUCAGGUUUAUUAAAAUGUACAUUUAAGAAUAUUAUCUAUUGUAUUAUGCACAAUAAUUAAGUGUUGUGUUUACCGAAUCACGUUGUAGAUUUAAAUGAAAUUUUUGAAAGGAGUGUUUAUUUAUUACCCGCUAUGUUUACAUUCACCUAUAAAUACAUAUUUUUUCUGAAAUU
This is a messenger RNA of Psylliodes chrysocephalus, 1883 nucleotides long. Lineage: Eukaryota; Metazoa; Arthropoda; Insecta; Coleoptera; Chrysomelidae. The record is from the annotation of a GenBank genome assembly.